This is a messenger RNA of Caenorhabditis angaria, 5622 nucleotides long. Lineage: Eukaryota; Metazoa; Nematoda; Chromadorea; Rhabditida; Rhabditidae. The record is from the annotation of a GenBank genome assembly.
AUGGUUACCACACGCAGCAGAACUCGCACACGUACCAGAACUGGAACAACAUUGACAAAUGGUUCACUUGAUGCUUCACAUAGAUCUGGACAAAGGUUUGCUAGAAUUUUGAAAGCAUAGAUCAUAUUUGUGAAUUUAGGACCGAUACAAGUGAGCGGAAUAGAUAUCCAAGUAGAAAUGUGAAACCAAGUGUGCGUUUAACGCAAAACGAAAACGGGCCUGCUGCACGUGGAACAAAACGAAGAAGAAUCGAGAGUCCAAUGUGAGUUUUUUCUUUGAGGUAUUGUAAAAACCAAAGAUAAAAAUUAUAAUUCAUUGAUUUAUCAUUCAUGAAGUGCACAAUAUUUUGAAGAAUUUUCUUGUUAAAAUAAAGAACCUGCUAAAGUUUUGACAUAAAAUUAAUGAUAGUUAAAACUAGAGUUUUCAGAAUUUAAUUUUGAAAAAUAAAAAAAACAUUUGUCGAAUCAUAAAAUUAAAAGUUUGACCCGUGAAAACAAGUUAUUAUGAUCUAAAAUUCAAAUAUUGUCUGAAUCAGGUGGUUUCUGAACGUAUCAGAAACCUUUAGAUUUUCAUAGAAUUACUGUCCUCAAAAUAACGAGGGUAAUUACAAUCAAUAUUAACAUUUUGAGGCAUUACUUGCUAGAAAAUUAGGAAAUUCAAAGUAUACAAUGAGUUAGAGAUAUACUGAAUAUUGAUCUAGACCAAAAUAACAAAAUUUUACAAUAUAUACAGCGGAUUAAUAUGCUGCUCAUAUUUCAAACGUUGAAACAUUGUUGAUUUUUUAUCACUAGGAACUCCAAUAUUCAGAAUAGUUUCAUAGAAUAAUCCAUAUAUUGAACAAAAUGAAUAUUUUUGAACGAAAUGAUAUGUUUGACGUAAAUUGACCAUUUUUAUAAUUCAAUUAGGAAACAGAGACAUUUUUCAUAAUUCCUAGAAACAAAAAUUCAAUCUUUCAACUUGUCUUGAAUUUGACAAAUCUAUUACACUGAUUUUGUGGUCAAAAAAUGAGACAUUCAUUCAUGAUCUUUUCGGAUUUAUUAUAUUCAAGUGUGAUGGAAGAUAUAGACAGGUUAGUACAUAGUUGUUCUGAAAUUAAACAGAGUAGUAAGGUUUCAGUAAAUAUUUUUUUGUGAGUUGUGUAGUUUAAGAGCUCCUGACUGUGAAAAUUCAAAUUUCUCCAACUUGUGAGGGCUUAAAAUGACAUAGGGAAUCGUUUUUCAGAUCUUACUGGUGGUUUUGCUUUUCACAAGUUAGACCUGUCCUUUGAUUCCAUGAUCUGAAUUUUUUCAAAAAUUAAUUUUUUGAGAAUUCUUGGUCUCUCCUUUCUAAUAUUAAUUUUCAUCAAAAACUAAAUCUAUCAUCUCCUGUGCAAAAUAAAAUGUUACAGUAUAACACAAAAAAAUUAUUACACAGUGUUCAAUUCAUUUUUGAACUUUUCAAAAACUUUUUUCUGAACACAUGUAAAAUGAAGUGAUAUGAAUUUCAUGAAAUCCAAUAAACGUGUAUAUUUUUUCCAGCCGCAAAAACAAGGGAAUCAAAAAGCCAUACGCACCAUCUGGUCCAAAAACAAAUCGACGAAGUCGUAGCAGAACACCAUGCCCGGUUAGUUUAUAUUUAUAUAUUUCGUAAUUUAUCCUCAUGACAAAAAAAUAUACAAAAAAUGAAAACAUUAGAUUUUCUUCCGGUGUCCCCUCAAUUCAUUUUUUUUAUUUCUUUUCUGUGAUCUGUGAUUCAUUCAUUUUUUCUUGUCCCCUUUAAUCAUAUUUAUUAUAAGACAAACUGAUAUGUCGAUAAAAGAGAAGCGACUAAAAAUACAGAAAAAAUGAGCGGGAAGAUGAUAGUUUAAAAUUGCUGUGCUACAUCAUCUUCUUCUUCUUUUUUCAUUCCCUCAAUAGUUGUUCUCAAUUCUUCGGAUGAGUCGAAUAGAGAAAUGAGUUGUAAAGUGAAGAAGAAGACUUGUGGGCGGCUCUUGGCUGCUCGGGACUAGUAUGUCUUUCCCUCCCGUCGUCUUGUCUCAUCAAUACUUGCUCAUUGACACUCUCUCUCUUCCCCCCCCACCGCCAAUAUUUCUGUGCCCGCAAGCAAUACCUAUAAUUUCUUAGCUGCUUUGUUGUGUUUUUGACGGGCAAAAAAAGAACAUCUUCUUGACUUUUUUUCACCCACCUGCUGUCAUCUGUACUACUACUACACGCAGUUUUUUUGCUCUAAUUAUUAUUACAACCGUUUAGUAUUCACUUUUUUUCUCCAUUCUAUCAUUUUUCAAUUAUUCCCGACAUUCCAAAUUCGGAGACGUGUUCUCCACACGUUGCCGUCACAUCGACGGUAACAACAUCAGCUUCUUCAGUUUCACCAAAUCGACCAUUUCUUUCGGUAUCACCAUAUUCAUUAACCGCUAGAUCAACACCCAACAAUAAUACCUCACGUGAACCAUCAACAUCCAAUAAUUUAUUAUCACCACAAUCCUCAAGGCGACACUAUAUUUCACAUCGUCUUCCACAAAGAGCUGUUCUUUCAAACGCUCCACAAAUACAAUCAGCUGCAGUUUUUCUGACUCCUGAAAUGCCAGUCCAGAAAUUCUCACUUCCCCAGCCAAACGCAUUGGCCCUUCGGAAGCUACCACUUGUAGUGAUUCCGAGAAAACGGAAAUAUAAGAAUUAUGUUUCUCGACGAAGAAACACUCAAUUAUUGGCGAGUUUGAGGAAAUGUGUGUCCGAUCCACAUCUUUAUAAAUCCUAUAAUCAUUGGAAAGGGUUAUCUCGACCAUUGACACCACCAACUGGGGCUCCGAAAACUUUGAAGCCUGAAGAGAUAAAAAAACCAGAUGAAAAUGUUGCACCACCGCCAACCAAACAAAUAUCUGGAAAAUUGACCGAGCUCAAGAGGAAUCAAUCAACCGAAAAAGCAAUCUUCCGAGUUCCAUCGAUCACUUCAACCACUAAAAUUGCAGCUGGAAAAGUUGCACCAGCCCCAGCUCUUGUUAAAGAUCAAAAGCCGCCGCUGAACAAGCAAAAUUCGACAACGAAACCAGCUGAAGUCAAAAAAGUCGAUCCAAUUCCGAAGAAACCAGCAGAACCAGUGAAGAAAUCGGAAGGAAUUGAAUUUCUACCCAGUAAUGAUACUAAUCAGCAAUCAACUUCAUCAGCUGCUGGUGCUGCUCCAGCUGUUGCUCCAGGACCAAAAGCUUUACGAAAAGCAUACGGCUCUAAAAGUGGAACUACAAUUUGUGCAAUCGGAUCGCCUAUCGGUGGACCAUCUACAAGUAAUGCACAACAACCAGUUGAAGAUGAAAAACGACUGAUUGAAAAGAAAUUAUCACUUCGGAAAAAGAAAACUGAAACUGGAAUACUUGCUGUUUCAAAAUCUGGAAUUGAUAUCGGCAAAGAGCAAACGGAUGAGCAAAAAGCCAAGAAAACAGUGAACGCCGUUUCAGCCGCAUUUUCAACUCCACAAACACCUGUAGAUGAUAGCUCUAACUCAUCUUCAAAUAAACCUGUUGUUAAUAUGAAAACACCAACAUCUGCUGCGACAACAAUACCCAAACCGAAAUCAGCAGCUGCUCAAAGUCUACUUGCGCAACUACAACUUCCCGCAUCGGUGUCUGCAAAAGUUGAUAAAAUUAUUGCGUGUGGUGACAAGGCUCGAAAAAUCAAACCGAUUGCGCAGGUUUGUACUUGCUCUUUUUCUUUCCUGGGGGAACACCGGAAGUUUUUGAUCAACAUAAAAAGAACAAUAAAAAGUUUCAUGUUUCAAUUUUUAUUUUUUUUUCAGAAGACAAAUCAACGAGUAAAAGCUCGCGAAACAUCUGGUGGCACAAAUCAUGCUCCUGCUAUUCAAGAUGAUUCUGAUGGACAUUUGAUCUACUCCAAAGGAGAUUUGGUCAAACAAUGUGAGUUUUUCCUGAAAUCUAGAGUUUCAGAAAAUAAAUAAUCGGUUUUUUUAUUUCAGUUUGUAUCCAAGAUACACUCGGAGAAGGUACAUUUGGUAAAGUGGCUCGUGUGAAAAACACGAAAAAUAACAAGGUUAUGGCAUUGAAAAUCAUCAAAAAUGUCAACAAAUAUCGUGAUGCUGCCAAAUUGGAAAUCAAGGUUUUGAACAAGCUCAAAGAGCAAGAUCCGAAUGACCAAAAGUGAGUUGGGUUUCAAAAAAAAAACACCUAUUCAUUUUUCUUCCCCAAAAUUUUUGUGUGGGUAACAACUGUUCAUGCUGUUCCGACGAAGAAAAAAAAUUUCAUUCAUCUCGGAAACUUCUUCUAUCCUUUUUUCUCUGUUGUGUUUCUCAACAAAAAACAUGUUAGACGAAAACGAAAUAUCAUAUCGAUUUUGAGUUUCUCUGGCUCGCUAUAGUGUAAAGCAUAUCUCUCUGUUCCUCGUUUUUGAUAUUUUGAAUUGAAAGAUCGAUGAGUCGAAUUCAAAAGAUGAAAAGAAAGAAAAUGUAUAUAGUGAAUUAUGCAGUAGUGAUAAAAGAACAAACAAUAAAUCAAAAUGACACCAGCUGUGGGAUAAAAAUAUAUACAUGAAUAAAAUAUUUUGAAAAUUCUGAAUUUUUUCAGCUGGGUAAUUCAUCUCGAAUCAUGGUUCGAUUAUCAUGGACACGUUUGUCUGCUUUUCAAUUUGAUGGGUUUGAGCAUUUUUGAUUUUUUGGUGAGUUCGAUCAAAAUUUAUCAAUAUCUUUAAGCGCGUGCGGUUGCAACGCGGUUUUUUUUUCAAAAUUCAAAAAAAAUCAAUAAAAUUUCUCCUGUUUCAGAAAAACAAUGAUUAUCGACCAUACCCAAUGGCUCACACACUUCAUAUCGCCUAUCAACUCUGUAAUGCGGUCAAAUUUUUGCACGAAAAUCAUCUCACUCAUACUGAUUUGAAACCGGAGAAUAUUUUGUUCAUUGACAGUUCGUAUACGUUGGAUCCUGAUAGACCGGUGAGUUUUCUCCGUUUUUUCCAAAAAAUUUCAAGAAAAACAUUUGCAGAAGUAUCGAAUUUUGAAAAACACACAUGUUCGAUUGAUUGAUUUCGGAUCGGCAACAUUUGACACUGAACAUCAUUCCACAAUUGUUUCGACAAGACACUAUCGUGCUCCAGAAGUGAUUAUGGAACUUGGCUGGUCACAACCAUGCGAUGUUUGGAGUAUCGGUUGUAUUUUGUACGAACUUUAUACUGGUUCAACUCUGUUUCAAACUCACGAUAAUAAUGAGCAUCUUGCGAUGAUGGAACGCGUUUUGGGCUCGAUUCCAGCUCGUAUGAUGAAGAGAGCAAAGUGCGAUUGCAUUAUCAAUGCGAAACUUGAUUGGGGGACAAAUUCGGCUGGACAUACUUGGGUGAAGAAGAAUUGUGUGCCAUUAAGAGUAUGUUCUCGAGCUUUUUAUGCAGCUAUUCCAAAAAAAUUCCAUUUUUCAGAGAUCAAUGACUUGCCUUGAACCAGAACACAAUGAGUUGUUUGAGCUCAUUGAAAAUAUGCUCACUUAUGAGCAAAGUUCAAGAUUGAAGUUGAAAGAAGCGCUAGAGCACCGAUUCUUCAGAAGACUUCCAGAGAAUUUGAGGUAACUUUUUUUUUUCAAAAUGAAAAAUUAAAAAAAAUCAAAAUUCUUACAGAUUGCCAUAUAAUCUUUCAACAAAUGGUAACCAACAAUAA